GCUAGCUUCAUUCCCAUUGCCCCCUCUCUGGGCGCUGCCAAUACAACGCAUCCGCUGUGGUGGCUUGGCUCCAUGCGCCGUAUCUUGCAGCAAGGUAACUCAACUGAACCGGUGGCCCAGGCUCCCUGUCCGCCCGACCAGCACGCGGCUACGCCUCGUUUGACUCGGUCACCUUUUAUCUCUCCGCCCGCUCCGCUUCGACUGCUUCAUUUCGCAAGGCCCUUUUUAUCCUCGCGACGGCCCAGCUCCUUUAUUCACGCCUUUCUUCCACUUUCUCGAUAUUCGCUGUGGUUGAGCUGUGCUGCGGUCCGAAAUCACACUGUCUCACCCAGACCCUUUCUCCAACCCGACCGCUCCAGUUCUUUGGCUGGUGUUUUUGUUUUCUCCGCACCGCCUGCAGCAGACGAUCCCACCCUACCGAUCUAGGUUGACCGUUUGUCUGCUCUUCGCCGCCUCUUUGCUCUGGCCACUUUGCUCGACCGGCUUUUCGACGCACUGCCACUCAAACCUAAGCAAACGCCGACUACUUAUCAUCCGGCGCCACCGAAGUGCUAAGCCUCUGCCUCUCUCUCUACCAACAGACACAGUUGCGAUGGAUGCCACCUCAUCCUGCGUUGCAUAAAAUACUACCAAGGACGAGAUCGGCUUCUUUGGCUCAACCUCAUCUGGUUCAGCCUUGCAUUGCGAAUUUCUCCUUUCCAUUUGCUACUUUACCACCGCCAUCAUGGCCUCUAUGCCGCUACAAGUCGCCAGCCUCGACUAUGACGACGGCUCAGGCAUUGCUCCUAACAAGUUGCGAAGUAGAGCAAUGGUCAAGCCCAUCCUAAAGAAGCUCAACUCCCAUACCAACUCGGAUCGCGGCUCUCUCGACUAUGACCGCUCCUGGGACGACCAGAUCUCCCCCCUGGGCUUCCCUUCUCUCGACUACUCCUACAUCACCACCGGCCAACCAGCGCCGUAUAACAGCAGCGGCGGCGGUUCAGGCAGCGAACCGUCUCGUUCUCGCGACGUUAGCUUCUCAUUUUCUUCCAACGAGUAUCCCACCGUUCGGAGCCGCAAUAAGUAUGCUCAUCAGCGGUCACCCAGCGGCAACUCGCACGCCUCUGCCGCCACCUCCAGCACCAAUGGCCGCAAUGGAUCCUUUGUGCAUCCGUUCCAGCAAACGCCCAGAACGGCUACUCCUCCGUUGUCGUAUGCCAACUCUGUUGCCUCACUCGAUACUGGCAACGUGACACGCGAAUACGCGUCGUUGGAUGAGGAGCGUGGUACAGAGCGCAGAGUCUAUUCCUCCGCCUCUACCAGCAAACCCAUGUAUGCUACAUCAUCCUUGGGCAGAUCAUCACUCUCAGAACAGCGCUCAGCGUCAGUGAGUGAGGGACCACAAACCAUGAAGCAUCCCCUCGCACUCCGCUCCAGUUCAACAUGUGUUCCGCGCCGCACUCACAGUAUACACUCCGCCGGCCGCAGCCGUACUGACCUACAACCCGGCUCGACACCAUCAUCCAACGAGUCGCAUCUCUCCUCCACAGCUCCUCUCUCUUCAGCAUCACCCAUCGUGAGUGCUUCAACUCCGCCCUCAUCGGCCUCGCCCAUGUCGCCUCUCCGCACCUCCCUGGAUCUCAGUGGAUUCCGUCUUCGCUCCAGAAGUGAACUGGAUGCCGCCACGCAGCAAGAACAAGUUCGUGAAGCGCGCAGAAAGUUUGAAGCGAAGGAAAGGGCAAAGGAAGAGAAGUAUGCUCGCCAACAGCUUCGCAAGAAGGAGCGUGCGAGCAACAAAGAUUCUCGGCGUCAUUCUCGUCUUAGAAAGGACAGCGCUGGCGGUGCCAGCGUUUCCAGCAACGGCGAUAUUGUACCCGCUGUUUCGCGCAAGAGUACGAGCAGCAACGUCAUUCGGCGCAGUGGCUCCAGAGAGAAAAUGCAGUUUGCCAGCCAUGAUUACGACGCAGUAGUCACCGAUGACGAACCCACAAACGCCAUUGAAGACGUCCAGUUCCAAACACCUAAGCGGCGAAAGACUGCGAAAAGAGCCACUACAGGCGCCUGGACUGCAUUUAUGCUCUGGUUCAGAGUGCGCAUGCUCAAGGUGGGACGUCGAUGAGCCGACCUCAGUAUAUGAGCGGUGUAAAUAGCCGAAAUCAUGCCCAUCGUUUGUUUUAGCAACAAACGGCGGAUGCAUCGGUCUUUUUUUACUUGUUUUUCUUUUUCUUUUGGGCAGCGUUGAUUGUUUGCUCUUUAUCCUCUUGGCGUCAUACAGUACACGCACGGCGUUUGAAGCACUUGCAUUUCAGGACAUCUGUUGUCCGCCGGCUACACAGAACAUGAGUACCGCUACUUGCAAAGAGCGGGAAAUGAUCCCACCAAACAACACUGGUGCACAGAAAGCACUCGUUGCUUUUCUGUGUGCUCAACUUCACUGUUAUUUAUUGAUUUCAGGCCUCCUUAGAAGACGGCCUUGAUUUGUAUGGAUUGAACGGCAUUUUAUUCGGAUCACGUUAUAGCGAGCAUUUACAGGGAGAUACUUUUGUUUUUUGGACACUUGGGACGCGUUUCAGCGUCAUUGAUUCUCAUGAAUUAGGCUUAUCAUAGAGUAGAGACGCCAUGUCUUUUGAAUGAGAUAACAUGCCAUCUUGAUGAC
Molecule: messenger RNA, 2635 nt
Organism: [Torrubiella] hemipterigena
Lineage: Eukaryota; Fungi; Ascomycota; Sordariomycetes; Hypocreales; Clavicipitaceae
Source: the annotation of a GenBank genome assembly